Rhinocladiella mackenziei CBS 650.93 is the source of this 5382-nucleotide messenger RNA. RefSeq lists its product as uncharacterized. The record is from RefSeq and is a predicted model, not a curated record. Gene Ontology annotation, molecular function: ATP binding; microtubule binding; microtubule motor activity. Lineage: Eukaryota; Fungi; Ascomycota; Eurotiomycetes; Chaetothyriales; Herpotrichiellaceae. The transcript has 2 exons. Gene Ontology annotation, biological process: mitotic spindle organization; microtubule-based movement. The coding region runs from base 1 to 5382 and encodes 1793 amino acids.
AUGAUUUCUUCCCCUCCAGGCUCACCCGAUGGUGCUCGCCAGGUACGUGCGCAGAGCAUGUACUCGGCCCCCUCACCGGAUCCUAUGCAGAAACAACGCCCGCAGAGCAUGAUCAGUCGCCCCCCUCCACGAAGCCAGAGUCGCAUGAGCCAGAGUAGCAAUCAUGUUGGAAGCCGAGCUUCAGAUGAAGAUGCAAAGACGUCGGUCCGAGUUGUUGUUCGAGUUCGACCCCCUUUGGGCCCUGCUGAUCCCGGAUUUGAACUCAUUCCACAGAGAUUCCAGCGUUCGAUGGUCCAGGUAAACACAAACACGAGCCUUGCCGUCGACUCACCCCAGGGGCGAAAGAUCUUCAUUUUUGAUCGCGUCUUUGGUGAAGAAACAACACAGAAGGGUGUAUGGGAAUACUUGCAAGACAGUGUAGAUUCUUUUCUACAAGGGUACAAUGUCUCAAUACUUGCGUACGGUCAAUCUGGAGCCGGUAAGAGUUACACGAUGGGCACCUCCGGCCCAACAGAACAGUUCGAUCCUUCUUUGAAAGGUAAAGCUUUGGCCCAUUCACAAAUCUGGAAAUAUUCUCAACUGUUGUCAGGUGUCAUUCCCAGAGCAGCGCAGCAUUUGUUCGAAAACCUCAACGGGAGUUCUGCACACAGCAGACACAGCUCGGGCUUGAAAUCACCCACCAGAUAUUCCGUUACAAGCCUGAACCAAGUCAUGCAGAACUCCCGAUCCUUUAUCGACAAGGGAUGGGAGAUGUCGGUGACAUAUGUUGAAAUUUAUAACGAGCAGCCAAGAGAUCUAUUGCUUCCAGAAGAUGCACCCUUCACCGAGAGAGCCAAUGUCCAAAUUCGAGAAGAUCCUCGCGGUCGAAUAUUCGUCGAAGGUCUUAAUUCGGUUCGCAUUUCCUCUAUUGAAGAACUAAUGCGCGUUCUGAACCACGGAUCAACAAUCCGACAGACUGACGCGACAGCCAUUAACGCUCGAUCAUCACGAUCCCACGCCGUCUUCACCGUCAACCUCCGCCAAACGAGAGCCCAAGGAUUCAAUUCGUCAAAAGACAAACGAUCUUCACUGGCCAUUGAUCACAUGUCCGGAGGCGAAUCUCCCAUGACGGUGGAAAGCAAACUCCACUUUGUCGAUUUGGCAGGCAGUGAAAGACUGAAGAAUACCGGCGCCACCGGUGAUCGUGCGAGGGAGGGUAUAUCCAUCAACGCAGGAUUGGCCAGUCUCGGCAAAGUCAUUUCUCAGCUGUCGUCGCGAACACCCGGGACAUAUGUGUCGUAUAGAGAUUCCAAAUUAACUCGAAUGCUUCAAGAUUCUCUUGGUGGGAACGCGAUCACUUAUAUGAUUGCUUGUGUCACACCCGCCGAGUUCCACCUCAGCGAGACCCUCAAUACGGUACAAUACGCUCAGAGGGCCCGAAAUAUUCAGAGCAAGCCCAAGAUCCAACAUGUUGAUGAUGGAGGUGAUAAACAAGCAGUAAUCGAACGCUUACGUACCGAGAUUGCUUUCCUCAGACAACAAAUUCGCAGUGCUGAAUCCUCCGAUCGUCGACCUGGUAUGAUGUCGGAGAGAUCGGACAGGCCGAAUGAACGAGAAAAUGAAUUGCAUCAUCAAUUAUUGGACAUUCAAGAGAGCUACAAUGCCCUCAGCCAGAGACAUGCGAAACUCGUGUCAGAACUGACCAAGAGUGCCGACACAGGUGAUCAACUGAAUUCGGCUGCUGGAGAAAGUGCCGUGGAUCGACUGAAACGAUCUCAAGCCAACCAGGAAAUGAUUGAGCAAGUGGUCAUGGAGUACGAGAAAACAAUUCAAAGCCUGGAGACGAAUCUUUCGAAUACUCGAUCAUCGCUCGCCACCACGGAAAGCAAUCUUCUCGAACGGGAGACCAAAUGCGCCUACAUCGAGACAAUGAAUCAGCAGUUGAAUGCUCGCGUCCAGAAAUUGAUGGAUCGAGAAUCGAAUACGGAACAAUAUCUACAUGACCUCGAGGCGAGACUCGAUGACCAGAAUUCUGGAGGUGAAAAGAAUGACGCCAUUAUCUCAGAUCUGCGCAAGGAAAUUGCGCGGAUCAGAGAAAGUGAAACAAAUGCGGAAGAUUACAUUUGCACUCUCGAAGAACGUCUGGCCGAAGCAGACCAAGAUAUGGAGAUCAUGCAACGUGAAAUCGAAAGACUCGAACACCUUGUUGAGCGUCAAAGAAGUCUCGGCAAACUCGACAAUCUACUCUAUGAACUUGACCAUAUCCAAGAUAAGGAUGGAAAGUCAAAGGUUCCCACCGAACCAUCCUCGGAAGCCACCAAAGUUGUCGAGGAAGAACAUGAGAAGGACCGAAAGACUGCGGAACAAACUGAAUUGCCUCCCCAACAAGAAGACGAACUCGAUGAGCACGUUGAGGAAUCUGCCCAGCAGCCAACGGAAGAAAGUGACGAGGCUGGUCUUGAAAAAUUAGAAACUGCUGUGUCUCAGCAGAAGUCGCUCCAAGCCCCCCAAGGAGGAGGAGAAGACGAGAAUCUUCCUAGCCCUGCUCAGUCAAAAUUCAUCACAGAGAAGUUCGAAGCGGUCAGCCAAGAAUUGUUCGAUCUCCGACUGGAGCAUGAAUCCACUGUCAACGAGUUGGAUCUGCUGUCAGCCAAAUAUCAAGAGGCUCUUCGUACUCUUGCUGAAAUGCAGGAUUCCAUUGAUGAACAGCCCCAGGCCACGACAUCUCCACCAGAGAACGGAACCACCGAGACUCCUCAAAGUCCUAGUUUUUUAGAGGAGGCGGAAAUGCAAGGAGCAGAGGAUGGACAACACUUACCUUCAUCGCGAUCACUCUCCUCGGAAUUGUCCUUGGCUGGGGAAUCUUCUACUUCGACAGAUACCGACAUUACGCCGGUUUCUAAAAAGACCCAGUCUGCAGAGGUUGCCUCCCAAGAAGUUGAACGAUUGCAAAACCUUCUUGCUGAACAUGAACGAAAUAUGCAUGAGGUGACGGAGCAAUACGUACAAUUGCAAGCAGAUCACAAGGAGGCCUUGAAUACCGUUGAGCGGUUAAAGUCUCAAGUCCAACGAGCCAGACCUGCCUCCCCUGGUACUCCGGGCAUGCUUCGACGCAUGACUUCACAGACUGGAUCAGGUGUUGACCGAGGUCAGCGUUCUAUAACGUCUCUCAGGACCCUGCUGGCCGAAGAGUUUGAAUCGAGACCAGACCGGAUGGAGGGGGCUGAAGUUCAUCUUAUUGCAGCUAACAAUGAACUUCAGACUCGUUUGGAACGUAUCCAUGCUCUUGAAGCCGAGGUCAAGAAUGCAAAGAAGGAAAUGGAAAUCAAGUCGACAAUCAUUUCUGGCUUGACGAGAGAAAGAACAAGUAUCAAAGCUGGGUCUCCUGUUGACUUGAACAUGGUGUCUCAACUUCGAGAUCAGAUUAUUCAGAAAGAGACUGAAUUAAAAUCACUUCAUGAAGGAUAUGCUCGUCGUGAACAAGAGCUGCAAGAUGAAAUCCAGACACUGAAGCUGGAGAAGGCCGGCGCACAACAAUCUAUUCCCCCAACAUCCGAGCAUGAGGAGAAGAUCAACGCCUUGAAUGAGCAAUUAUCGGAACUGAAAUCCAAGCAUCAAACAGCUCAAAAAGCGAUUGAUGAGUCUGAGAAGCGAUAUAUUCGGACGAAAUCUGAGCUCGAGGUAGCAUUGGCGAGUGUGGAGACUUUGAAGGCUCAACAGGCAGCUGGUGAAGGAGAUGCUUCGCUCGAACGCGCAGCUACUGCCAAUGCCAUGCAAACUGAGCGUGAUAAUUAUCAAGAGCUAAUUAGCAAUCUUAAGAAGGAGGUGGAAGAACAACGAAGCUUGAAUGAUGAACAUGCCGCGAAGACUUCCGAACUUCGUCAACUCCAUGCCUCACUCAGCAAAGAUUUCGAUGCUCAUUCGGACGUGAUCAAAUCUCAACAGCAAGAGAUUGCUUCUUUGAGAGCCGAGCUCGUGCAGCUGGAGAGGAAGGUCGAAGAAGCAGAAAUAGCUGCGGAAUCUCACAAAGAAAGUAUGAAGGCACUUCAUGAUGCUCAUGCAAGUGAGAUUGAAGAGAUGAAGCUUGCCCACGGCGGCAAUUUGGCCGGGUACGAUGACCAAAUUGCUGAAAUGACUACAAAACAUGAGAAACUCGUGGCUACAUACAAGACAGAUCUUGAACAUGCACUGUCGACCGUGCAGAAACUUGUUUCGAGUGCUGAGACAGCACUCGGUCAUCCAACAACGGCAGAUAUGCUUGCAAGCCAUAUUCAAGAUCUAGUGGAUGAGAAGCGCCAUAUCGCGGAGGCCAACCAUCGACUGAAUGGUGUCAAUGCUGAACUUGAACGUCAACUCGAUGGCCGACAAAGUUUGUUGGAACUGGAAGAAGAGCUUGCCAGUGCCAAUGCCAAGAUCGGUAAUUACCAAGAAACCAUUAGAAGCCUUGCCAAUGAAGUUGGAAAUCAUGAAGAAACAAUUCGUGAGAAAGACAAUUUGCUCAAGAAGGCUGAGGCAGCGGUUGAAGCGGUCGAGUCCGAGAAAGCAAAGAAGUUGGUGAUUAUUGAAGAAUUGGAGCAACAAUUACAGAAUAGCUUCGAUCAACAUCACAACCGAGUCUCUGUCAUUCAAGCUCAAGGCAAUCAAGCCUUGAUUGAAGCACAGCAGCGAAUCGCUACUCUGGAAAGAGAUUUGGAUCAACAAAGAUCUAUUAAUGAAGUUGGAUCGGAGAAUGGUUCUCGCAGCAACACCAUGAAAUCUCAACAUCGUCCUCAAUCUCCACCGGUUGAAGGAGGACCACCACGAUCCAACUCAAUGACCUCGAAUUUACGAAAGUCAGCAUCUAUCGCUUCGCUACCCUCGCCACCUCCAGCAAUUCCCCUCCCACCUCUGCCGACUCUUCCAGGACUACAAGUUGCAUCGACAAAUGCAACUAACCCUUCUCCCCCUCAGUCUCGCCAUACUUCAAAGGAAGUCGCUCUCCCAAUCACCCCUGUUUCCGGCACAGUUGUUUCUUCCAAUUCUCAAAACGUUCGACGUCAAUCUGCUUUGAUCGAGGAACAAGAAAACCGUCUCCGUACGAUCGAGAAACACCUGCACGCCGAGAAGCAGUUGACAGCAACUCUGGAAGAGGCGCUCGUAGAUCUCGAAACUCAAUCGAACAAGCUACGCGUCGAUGCCGAGAGCUGGAAGAAGAAGGCCUGGGCCAUGGAAGAAGAAUUGGCUGGGUUGAAGAAGGAGAGAAGAUCCGAGAGGUUGAGUGUACAGGCUGUGGAGGAGGAAGUGAAGAAGAGACGAGAAGCGGAGGCUGCACGCGCACAAUUGGAGGAAAGGAUGAGGUUAUUGACUGUUGGGAAAGAUGGGAAGAUCAAGAAACGAAAGGGCAGUUCGUUGAAUUGUUUUUAA